GUCAGUUUAAUCUUACUUCACAUUUCAUUCUUUAUUUUACAAAUCAUUCAUUCUGAAGCAGCGCAAAUGAACGGGUUCGAACGGUUAUCGUUGGUUUGUGUGUUGUACGGAUGGAUCAGUUUUGUUCCCCCUGUGCUGUGUGGUGCAGAACUACGCCUGGGGUAAAGUGGGUCUGGACAGUGAGGUGGCGCGGCUCGUGCUCGGUGGAGACUCUCAGGCUCUCAUAGAGGAGGCCAGACCCUAUGCAGAGCUUUGGAUGGGUGCUCACCCCAAAGGUGACGCUCUUAUCAAAGACAACAGGAUAUCCCAGAGGACACUGGGACAGUGGAUUGCAGAUUUCCCAGGGUGCCUGGGGUCAAAGGUCAAGGACACAUUCCACGGGCAGCUCCCGUUCCUUUUUAAAGUGCUGUCCGUCAACACGGCUCUGUCCAUCCAGGCGCAUCCCAACAGGGAGCUGGCUGCCAGACUCCAUGCGCAGUUCCCUGAACAUUACCCAGACAACAACCACAAACCGGAGAUGGCCAUCGCCCUCACUCAGUUUGAAGGGCUCUGCGGCUUUCGGCCAAUGCAUGAGAUCUUGGGCUUCCUCAAAAAUGUCCCAGAGUUCCGUGCGCUGAUCGGUAAUGAAGCCGCUGAGGAGCUCCAGAGCGCGGUGGGAGACCCGGACCGAACGUCUCUCGCUCUGAAGAAAUGUUUCACCAGAAUGAUGAACUGUGAGAAGAAGCUGUUUGUGGAUCAGCUCAACAUGUUGGUCAAACGAAUCUCAGAGGAAGAGGCUGCAGGCAGAGACACCUCAGCAAGUAAUGGAGAACUGCUGCUCCGGCUGCAUUCCCAGUAUCCGGGGGACAUCGGAUGCUUUUCCAUUUACUUCCUGAACCGUAUCGUGCUGCAGCCGGGGGAGGCCAUGUUUCUGGGAGCAAAUGAGCCUCACGCCUAUCUGUCUGGAGACUGUGUGGAGUGUAUGGCGUGUUCUGAUAACACUGUACGUGCCGGACUGACUCCCAAAUACAUUGACGUGGACACGCUGUGUGAGAUGUUGAAUUACAGCCCGGCUCCGGUCAGUGCCAAAAUCUUCCCCUGCGUGCAGGACAACAGCGACCCCUGCGUCUACCUCUACGACCCUCCUGUGCCAGACUUCAGCGUCAUGAGAAUACAGAUCCCCGCCUCAGUGCGGCAGUACACUGUGAGCGCGCUGGAAUCUGCCGGCAUCCUGUUGGUUAUCGACGGAGAGGCCGCCGCCACGUCUGCUGCCGCCCUCUCUGACAUGACUCUGAAACGAGGCUCCGUGCUCUUCAUUUCAGCCAAUGAGAGCGUCUCGUUACAGGUGACAUCAUCGACGGGCAUGACCAUGUUCCGAGCCUGCUGCUUACUGUAGGAGACGUCCGUUCAUAAACGUCCAGCGUCCAUCUGUUCUGUCCUAAUCAAAACUAACCGCUGAAACAAAGUUCAAGUAGAAACCAUGUUCCCAUGUUUUUGGCUUCAUCACAAACUUGCAUGAUGAAUAAACCCCUCUUUAGUCAGAAAUUAUGAUCAUUAUGAUGACAUUUAGUGUUAAAAUUGCUAUGCUUAACCAAAAAAAAAAAAUAUAUAUAUAAAUAAUGAAACGGUUUGAAUUAUGAUUGAGGUUCUGCGUGCAUGUUCUUUUAAAAUAUGUAAAAGUAUAUGAAUUCCUUUAAGUCAACAUGAAACGCUGUUCACAACCAUUUUACUUUAAUAAUGUGACAUAUUUACCAGGGUAUUCAAUCAAAAAAACAAAAAAAAAAAACAGGAAGGGAUUUGAUUGGAUGGUGAAAAGUGGGCGUUUCAGAAUAAUCUCAGAGCAGAAUGAGUUUAAACCACCAGCAUUAAAUAAACUAUAGGUAGGGUUUUUAGAGAGGAUGCUUUACCUAAAUCAGUAGCUAGACUGGUAUUGGCUAACAACGUGCAGUAGUCCACACGAUUUUGGGGAUGUCAGCAAAAAUUCUGUUACAUUUUGAUGAAAGAUUAUGAAGACAAAACUUUUUUUUCUUUCAAAUAUCUUGCACUGAUGAAUCAUUAAUAAAAAGGAACAGGAACGUCUUAGAGGGGCUAUAUGUAAGAAUUUCCGCUGUUUUAUUGCCAAUGUGUGAACAGAAUGUAACGAAACUUAAAAAACGAGACCUUCCCCGUCUUUCUAGAUCGUCUAUGAAAGCCUGUAGACUGAUUUUUAUGUGAGGGACUCGGGACGGUUUUGCCGGGAAAAUCAAAAGGAUGUGACGGUUACGCGCACUCCGUUCUAUGAUACAUGAAAUGAAUGCUUAAUGCUCAAUGCCAAAAGAUUUCUUCUGUACUGUAAUGUCAAUGUGUCAAGCAAAGAAAAGGGAUUCAUUUCAAGCUAUAGUCUCACAGCCAGAUCUAUACUGUCUCGGAUAUACUUUAUAAUCAAAUUAUCAUAACAAUGUCAUUUUUAAUUACCUCAUAAUCUGUGUUACAAGUUGCUGGCUGCAGUUCACUUAACGGCCACCGGUGUCGCUAAUAACGUUUUCUGAAUUCUACAUAUAGCCACUUUAAAGAAAGUAAAUAAGGUCAGAUGUGAUUUCAUGUUGACGCAUAAAUUAAACGCAUGAUCACGGAUGCAUGAUCACUCGCUAUUGGCUGCAAGAUAAUAAACAUUUUAUGAAAUUAAAUUUGUGAUUUUAGAGAUUUCUUUUGCAUAAGGACGUAAAAUAAAACCAAGGUGGAGGACAGUAACAAUUUUACUUUUACAGAAAAAUCUGGUAACGUAGACUUGAGACCAAUUUUAACGUUUUUAGACCUUUUUCAUGGUAUUACUGCUGAAGAACAACAUUGUUGCAGACAAUACUCAAACAAUUUAGGGUUUUAUUGAUUAAGUUCAAGUGACAGACAAAAGUGUUGUGAUUUGAUUACCAGUGCAACUGAUUUUAAAAACCCUGCAACCUGAAAAAGUGUUUUCAUACAUGUGAACUUUGUUACCGAUUUUUAUUCUCCCUUAUUAGUGAUUGUAUGGCUUGAUUUGUGGUUAUGUUUUAUUGCUGUAGUUAUAUUUGCACUACAAGUGUGGAGAGCACAAAGGAUGCUGGGAAUUACUGGCACCUGAUGUUUGUUUACUGUAUUUUUAGUGCCCUCUUCAGAUUCGUACUUGUGAAACCAGAAGCCUGACCUCAAAUCUGUUGGUUUCUGGGAUUAUUUCUAUAUUUUUGCAGCUGUAUUCUUCUGAAGUGUAACGGGAUCAAAGCAUGCAUUCGACGGCUAAAGCGAGAGUCUGAAUGAUUGAAUGUAUGGCACUUUCUGAGCUGUAAUGGAGCAUGUGUCUGAUAAGAGGAACACUGUAUGUAAUUGUAAUCCCUAAUAAAUAAUGGUUCUGUAAUCUUUCA
Megalobrama amblycephala (Wuchang bream) is the source of this 3353-nucleotide messenger RNA. RefSeq names its product mannose phosphate isomerase (gene mpi). Gene Ontology annotation, biological process: GDP-mannose biosynthetic process; carbohydrate metabolic process. Gene Ontology annotation, cellular component: cytosol. The record is from RefSeq and is a predicted model, not a curated record. Gene Ontology annotation, molecular function: zinc ion binding; mannose-6-phosphate isomerase activity. The coding region runs from base 257 to 1375 and encodes 372 amino acids. The transcript has 8 exons. NCBI's taxonomy places the organism in Eukaryota, Metazoa, Chordata, Actinopteri, Cypriniformes, Xenocyprididae.